Parascedosporium putredinis is the source of this 768-nucleotide messenger RNA. The record is from the annotation of a GenBank genome assembly. NCBI's taxonomy places the organism in Eukaryota, Fungi, Ascomycota, Sordariomycetes, Microascales, Microascaceae.
AUGACGGCGGAGAAUUUAGUAAGCCCAGAGGGCUCCGCGGCCACAGAUGCAGUUUCGAUCCUUGACGGUAUCUGCCCGGAAACAGAGCGAUGUCCUCAUGGUGCACCGAAACACCCCGAGAACAAUCCCGAUAUUCCCUUCAAGUUCAGCGCUGAAAACGAGCCCGUUAUCGAUGAGAUCAUCAAGCGCUACCCUCCCCAGUACAAAAAGGCCGCCAUCAUGCCUUUGCUCGACCUCGGCCAGCGUCAGCACGGCUUCACCUCCAUUAGCGUCAUGAACGAAGUGGCCCGUCUCCUCGAGGUUCCUCCCAUGCGCGUUUACGAGGUCGCCUCGUUCUAUACCAUGUAUAACAGGACUCCUGUGGGCAAAUUCUUUGUUCAGGCGUGCACGACGACACCAUGCCAACUCGGUGGCUGCGGAAGCGAUGUUGUUGUCAAGGCUAUCAAGGAACACCUCGGAAUCGGAGAAGGUCAGACCACCCCCGACGGCCUCUUCACUUUCCUCGAAGUCGAGUGUCUUGGCGCCUGCGUCAACGCUCCGAUGAUCCAAAUCAACGACGACUACUACGAGGAUCUCACCCCCGAAUCCGUCGUAUCCCUCCUCGACUCGCUCCGCGAAAGCGCUACCGCCACCGGCUCUGGAGGCGCCUCCCCCAAGGUUCCCGCCCCCGGCCCCCUUAGCGGAAGGCAGACUUGCGAGAACAGCGCGGGACAGACGAAUCUCAACUCCCAGCCUUGGGGUAUCGAGACGACGCGGUCCGACCUGUAG